Messenger RNA from Myripristis murdjan (pinecone soldierfish), 3308 nucleotides. RefSeq names its product phospholipase C, delta 4a (gene plcd4a). The record is from RefSeq and is a predicted model, not a curated record. Gene Ontology annotation, molecular function: phosphatidylinositol-4,5-bisphosphate phospholipase C activity; calcium ion binding. Gene Ontology annotation, cellular component: plasma membrane. NCBI's taxonomy places the organism in Eukaryota, Metazoa, Chordata, Actinopteri, Holocentriformes, Holocentridae. Gene Ontology annotation, biological process: intracellular signal transduction; lipid metabolic process. The transcript has 16 exons. Bases 136 to 2406 code for a protein of 756 amino acids.
CAUCACUGCAGCGUGGCGUGCAGAGGGACAGCGGCUCCCUGACCACACGAUCUGCUCGAGCUCUGCCACAAGCUGACGGCUUUGGGACUCAGGGAUGAUCCUGCAACAGAUGGCAGCAGUGUGAGAAAACGACAAAUGGCUUCCACGGGGAGUUGCAUCCGCAUCCCGGGGGACGACAACCUCCAGUCGAUGCUGGUGGGGACGGUGAUGAGGAAGAUCAAGUCUCGCACCUGGAAGAAGCAGCGCUACUUCAAGCUGCAGGAGGACUGCAUGACCAUCUGGUACAAGUCCAAGAAAGCCGGCAACGCCCACUCUACCUUCUCCGUGAGCGAUGUGGAGGCCGUGAGAGAGGGCCACCAGUCCGAGGUGCUGCUCAGCAUCGCCGACGAGUUCCCGGCCGACCGAUGCUUCACGCUGGUCUUCAGGGGCCGCCGGGGCAACCUGGACCUCGUCGCCGAGUCGGCCGAGGAGGCUCGCUCCUGGAUCCAGGGCAUGAGGAAGCUGAUCGAGAACCUGGAGAACAUGGGCGAGAGGGAGAAGCUCGACCAAUGGAUCGGUGACUGGUUCAAGAAGGCGGACAAGAACAAUGACGGCAGGAUGAACUUCAAGGAGGUGCGAGACCUGCUGAAGAUGAUGAAUGUGGACAUGAACGAGCACCAUGCCCAUCGUCUCUUCACGAUGGCCGAUAAGUCCCAGUCAGGUACGCUCGAGGACGACGAGUUCGUGCUGUUCUACAAGAUGCUGACCCAGCGGGAGGAUGUUCUCAGGGUUUUCCAGGACUACUCGAGCGAUGGCCAGAAACUGUCCCAGACGGACCUGGAGGACUUCCUGCGAGAGGAGCAGCUGGAGGGGGACGAUGUUCAGCAGCAUGCCAAGCAGCUCAUCGAGCGCUACGAACCCUCUGACACAGCCAAGCUGCUGAACGCCAUGACAUUCGAUGGCUUCUUGAUGUACCUGGGCUCGGCCGAGGGCUCGAUCUUCAACCCACGACGGCGGGGCGUCUUCCAGGAUAUGAGCCAGCCGCUGUGCCAUUAUUUCAUCUCCUCCUCCCACAACACCUACCUGAUGGAGGAUCAGCUCAGAGGACAGAGCAGCAUGGAGGGCUACAUCAGGGCUCUGAAUCGCGGCUGCCGGUGUGUGGAGGUGGACUGCUGGGACGGUGCCAACGGAGAGCCCAUCGUCUACCACGGACACACUUUCACCUCCAAGAUUCUCUUCAAGGAUGUGGUCAACGCACUGGGCAACUAUGCUUUUAAGGUAUCGGAGUACCCGGUCAUCCUGUCCAUCGAGAACCACUGCAGCGUUGAGCAGCAGAGAGUCAUGGCCCGACACCUCACCCACAUCCUCGGUGACAAGCUGCUGAAAAGCGCAUUAGGUGGCAAGGCCCCCAUCAGGCUCCCAUCUCCUGAGGAUCUUAAGGGGAAGAUUCUGCUGAAGGCGAAGAAGAUCGGUGGUCUAGAGGAGACUUUCAACGGGAUGGUGGAAGACUCUCUGACUGUGGAGGUCAGCGACGAAGACGACACGGCCGAAAUCGAUGAGGACAACCUCCACCGUGGAAACCUCCGCCACAAGCCGAAGAAGUCUAAGCAGCGUCUGUCCAAGGAGCUGUCGGACUGCGUGGUUUACUGCAAGAGCGUGCACUUCAACAGCUUCAAACACUCCCGCAUCCACUCCAAGUUCUACGAGGUGUUCUCCUUCACCGAGCCCAAAGCCCGGAAACACCUGCGAGAGGCCGGGUCAGAGUUUGUGCUUCACAAUUCACGGCACCUGACCAGGGUUUAUCCCAGCGGCUUCCGAACCGACUCCUCAAAUUUCAAUCCUCAGGAAAUGUGGAAUGUUGGGUGCCAAAUCGUUGCAUUGAAUUUCCAGACUGCCGGGGAAGGGAUGGAUCUGAAUGAUGGCCUGUUCAGGCAGAACGGCUCCUGUGGCUACAUCCUGAAACCUGACUUCAUGACACAAGCCGAGAAAAAAUUUGACCCUGAGAUGGCCCAGCAGCGGGACGGCUACCAACCCCUGGUUCUCACCAUACAGGUGAUCAGUGGGCAGCAGCUGCCCAAAGUGAACAUCAAAGAGGGAUCCAUCGUGGAUCCUCUGGUCAGAGUGGAGAUCCAUGGAGUUCCCAUGGACCAAGCCAAGCAGGAGACCAGAUACAUUGACAACAACGGGUUUAACCCCGUGUGGUACGACACCCUGCGCUUCAACAUCCACACUCCUGAACUGGCCAUGGUGCGCUUUGUGGUGGAGGACUAUGACAAGACAUCCAAAAAUGACUUUAUCGGACAGUAUACACUGCCCUUCAGCUGCAUUCAGCAAGGCUAUCGUCACAUCCACCUUCUGUCUAAAGAUGGAACCAGCAUCCCUCCAUCCUCCUUAUUUGUGCACAUCAGGAUCACCGAGCUGGAAUGAAACAAAGACUAAAAACAGCCGCAUCGCCCUGAAGUCAGUUCCUAGGACUCAUUGAGGAUCAGUAGAGCGUAGCAAAAUAGAAAACACUUGUAACUCCUCCUCAAAAUAGUAUUUAGUAUAAUUUUAUUUGAUGUGAAUAAAUCCUACGCCAAAUGUUUUUUGUAGUUCUUAGGCAGUAGAGCUACAUCAUCAUCAUCAUCAUCAUCCUUAUUAGCCAGUGGAGUGGUUUUCAUCCUGUUGGCUGUGACUGUGUGUGUCCAUCACUUGAACUUCGCCGCUCACGUCUGGUGUAUCAUCGCUACGUAGGACAAACGUUUGAUUCUGUCGUCAUGCGCUCGUGUUGUGUUUCAGAGACGAAUGUGCCACCGUCAUAUAUCUAGAUCAGGCUGUAUAUAUUAUUCUGUCGUCAGUAUUUACCCAAAAACAGAACGUAGCACUUCAUGGACAGUGUUGAAGCGCAUUGUCUGGCCACUGCAACCCUCGGAUUUCACGCUUGGACUGCAUCUCUCUGCACAGGUGGUCGUUUUAAACCUUUAUUUAUCCACACAAGUUUACCGAGAUCCAUGCUUUCUUUUCCAGCAACACUCUACUUCACAUUUAUGUAGUUACACUGGGAGGUAAAAAGCAAAAAAAAGCAAAAAAAAAAAAAAAGCAACUGAUUUAGUACUUACAGGUCGUCUUGUGUCAUCUGAUGUCGUUUUUGUUGUAUGUAAAUAUUCCCCGCUUUGUGUAAAUGAUUGUUUUGAUAUUUGUCUAUUUUUGUAUACACUGUUACAGAUUCAUAUUCAUACGUGUAUAGCUCCAUGGUGGUUAUUGCAUCCAUUUUGCUUGUUUUAUAUUGUUGUAGGAGACCUCAUAUUCAUUUGCCACAGCUAUCUGCAAAUAAAUAUGAUUUUCAUGUA